Molecule: messenger RNA, 2299 nt
Organism: Helobdella robusta
Lineage: Eukaryota; Metazoa; Annelida; Clitellata; Rhynchobdellida; Glossiphoniidae
Exons: 9
Coding region: 1-1551 (516 amino acids)
Source: RefSeq, a predicted model, not a curated record
AUGUGUGUCGUUGGCAGCGGUCUGAUUCUUCCUAUUCUUUCACUAAUUUUAACUUAUCACGCUUACAACACAUCAACAGAUUUAAAUAAUAGGGAUGAGAAAUUUACGAAAGAUGAAAACUCAAAAAUGAAUGCUUCUCAUUUUGGCCAAAAAUUGAAACACCCAUUGAAGGCAGCAUUGUUAAACAGUGAUGACAACAUUUACACUCGUGAUAAUGACAUUAAAUAUUUGUAUGGAAGACCAAGACAUUUUACAAAUUUCAAAACAAAGAAGCCGAUAAAUGAUAAUUAUUAUUAUGAUGGUGGGGAUGAUGUUAGAAGCAGGAAUGAUGAUGGAGAUUGGUAUUCCAGUUUUGACAGCAGAAGGGUUCUACCAAGGUACCAGAAUCGAAAGAAUUCUUUCCAUCAUUACCCUCCUUCCAACAUAUUCACCUAUCCAGAUCUCUAUCAGUAUUCUUCCAACAGUAGGUCUAGCAAUGUAAAAGAUAAUAAUGCUAACAUCCUCGAUAACAUUGAUGUUGGGGAUGAUGUUACCAGUGAUAACGAUGAUGAAGGUGCUGGUGAUUACGUGGAGUUCAAUGGUUUUGCUGCUAACAAGAAGAGACUGAGGAAUCCUAAAUUUGUGACCAGGAAUUUUUCAGUGAAAUCUUUGCUUAGUGUUCACAAUGGCGGUCAUGGGGGUGGUCAUUCUAAUGGCAGUAACACCUUAGAUGAAAAAUUUCCUAAGCCUGCUGAAGUUGCUUCUCCUAAAAAAGGUCUAAGAAAUACUUUGAUUUCCACAGUUUCUGAAAAAGUCAAACCAACUACUGCCACGCAGACAAGAUUGCCAUCAUUAGUACCUUCCUUUUCCAGUCAACCAUCAUUGAAUGUUGAAUAUCGUACUAACAUUGCGGUCACCUCCUCUACAGGACUGGUCAUUGAAAGGUCAGAGGUCAAGCAACAUCGAGUUCUAGAUGUGAAUGCGUUUGAUGUUUCAGAUCUGAAUGCUUCUAUUGUCAUUGCCUCCCUGCUUAUUGUUCCUAUCUUAUUGCUGGUUAUUGCCACAUUGGUCAUCAAGUUUACCAGAUCAGGUAAGUGCCGCCUGUUUGGUCGGCUGUCAAAAAAUCGUCGGUACACUCUGGUAGAUGUGCUGACGUCAACAAUCAACCCAACACCUCACAUCGAAAACCAUCUCCUCAACAACAAAACCACCAACAACAACAACGAUGAUGACGACGACCCGGACGAUGGUGCGACUGACAACAACAACAUCAGCAACGAUAUAGGCAACAAUUCCAGUUGCGUGAAGAAGAGCAAAAAGAAAAAAUAUAAAAGGAAAAACGCAAGGAAGCAGCUGAGAGAGAUAGUGAUUGACGAGGAGGACGAAAAUGAUGAAGAGAGUGAGUUGAUGAGGGUCCGAAGACGUCAGGAUGAUGGUGAUGAUGGGGGGGAUGAUAACGACGAGGAAGAAGAUGAUGAUUUUAGUCCACCAAUCAGGAAUGAUGCAGCGCCAUUUACUACUAAAGUUAACUCAUGUGGGCCAGAUAGAAAGACACAACACACCAAAGCUUAAAUAGUUGUAUCUAUUAUUCUCACAUGCUUAUAUUUAUACAUACAUGUACCGUGUAUGUAUACACAAACGUAAAUAUGUUAUACAUAAUACAUAAAUGUUUGGUGGUAUUGUAUUAGUAAAUCAAAAACGGUAUUUAAAUAUAUUGUGUAUCAUAUUAUUGUCGUAAUCGUAUCUCUAUAACAUUAAAAUUUAUUAUUUUGUUGUCUUUCAAAAUAAAAUAAAAAUAUAUAUAUGCGUGUGCUUGCGUGCGUGUGUAUGUGUUGUUUGUGUUUGUGCGAGAGAAAAAAAGAGAGAGAAAUUUCAAAAAUUUCCUAUGUAAAUAGAUAUAUUUAUUUCAUUGUAUGUUGUGUAAACAGUUAGUGAAUGGCUGUAAAUCAGAGGUUUGUCAUAUUCUGUUUCAUUUCAUCAUUAAUUUUUAAUUAUUAAUGUAUUUAAUUCUAAUUAUUUUUAUUCAUUUAUUCAACGAUUGUUAUCCUUUUAUUCAUUUUUCUUAUUUUUGCAUUAGUAGCUUACGUUUAUUUUGGGGUGCUAUGUAUAUAUAUAUAUAUGCAAUUGUUGAUAAAAAUUACAGCAUGUUCUGUGUUAGUUUCCAGUCUUAAUCGAAUAUAUAUAUAUAUACAAACGAGCUUGUACGUCCACCCAUAUAUAUAUAUAUAUAUAUAUAUAUAUAUAUAUAUAUAUAUAUAUAUAUAAAUUAUAAGGACAUAUUCUUUGUUAAUCUCGUUAACAUAAACAACAAAUUAACUAU